Molecule: messenger RNA, 2726 nt
Organism: Amphiprion ocellaris (clown anemonefish)
Lineage: Eukaryota; Metazoa; Chordata; Actinopteri; Pomacentridae
Gene: tsr1
Product: TSR1 ribosome maturation factor
Exons: 15
Coding region: 43-2589 (848 amino acids)
Biological process (GO): ribosome biogenesis; endonucleolytic cleavage of tricistronic rRNA transcript (SSU-rRNA, 5.8S rRNA, LSU-rRNA); maturation of SSU-rRNA from tricistronic rRNA transcript (SSU-rRNA, 5.8S rRNA, LSU-rRNA)
Cellular component (GO): nucleus; preribosome, small subunit precursor
Molecular function (GO): U3 snoRNA binding; GTPase activity; GTP binding
Source: RefSeq, a predicted model, not a curated record
GUGCGGAAGUAAAUCAGCUGCUGUCUUUCUCACGUGGUGAAAAUGGCCGCGAACGGGGAGAAACAGCAGGGUCACAGACCCGGCGUGUAUAAACAGAAAAAUAAAGGACACAAACAUGGCAAGCACCGGACGAAAGGUGAAAUUGAGAGAGAAAACAAAGGAAGAGUGUCAGUGACGGCUCUUACCAAAAAACAGAGGAAGGAACAAAAGAAGAUGGACAGAAGACACAAAGCCAACCAGCUACGUAAAAACAAGAAAGACAUGGUCUUGACAGAAAAACGACGUCUUGGCAGCAGGGACGGUCCUCCUCAUUUAGCUGCUGUGGUGUCCCUGCAUGCUGCAGUCGAUGCUGGUGCUAUUACCAAACUGCUGCGUGGAGAAUGUGCUGGUGGCGUCGUGCAUCUCGAGCGAUGUGUCAGUGGUGUCAGUGACAGUUUUGGGCUGAUUCUGCCUCGUUUUAAACAACGGUUCACCUUUCUGAACCAAAGCACCGCUGAUGUGCACUCCCUACUGGACGUGGCAAAGAUUGCAGAUAGCCUUGUAUUUGUGCUGGACUCUACUGAAGGUUGGGACAGCUAUGGAGAAUACUGCCUCUCCUGCCUCUUUGCCCAGGGCCUCCCCAGCCAUGCACUGGUGUGUCAGGGUGUGUCUGACCUUCCCGUGAAGAAGAGGGUUGAGUCCAGAAGAGCUUUGUCAAAAAUCACAGAGGUCCGUUUCCCUGAUGCCCGUCUCUUCCCUCUGGACUCGGAACAAGAUGCCACUCUGCUUCUCAGACACCUAGGCAGUCAGAGACAGAGGAAGCUGGGUUUCCGCUCCAGACGCUCCCAUCUUUUAGCUCAGAAUGUCACAUUCACACCUAACAGUCCUGCUGAGGGGGCAGGUGGUGGAAACACCGGCCUAGGAACCCUCUGUGUCUCUGGGUAUGUCCGUGGUCGUCCUCUACGGGUCGACAGACUGGUGCACAUCAGUGGACACGGAGACUUUCAGCUCAGCCAGAUCGAUGCUCCGUCAGACCCUCUUCCCCUCAACUUAACAGCAGCCAGACCAGUUAAACCUGGCAAGGGAGGAGACGUUGACAUGCUGGAUGGAGGUGAGGAUGACGCUCCAGUGCGGGUGCUGAUGAAAGCAGACCCGUCCUGCAGGGAGAGUCUGCAGGCCGAGGCUGAGGUGGAUCCAAUGGAUGGAGAGCAGACGUGGCCGACAGAAACAGAGUUGCUGGAAGCUGAGGGUGCAAAAACAGAAUUGACAUAUAACAUAUUGAGAUGUUACACUUGGAAAAAGGCCAGGAAGAACAAACGUGUGAUGAAGGUACCUAAAGGAACGUCCGAUUAUCAGGCCACGUGGAUUGUCGAUGAUAAUGAUGAGGAGGAUGGUGACCUGGACGAAGAAAGCAGCGAUGAUGAUGGUGACGACAUGAUGGAUGAAGCCAUGGAGGGAGACGAUGAUGAGAAUAACUCUCAGGAUCCUGGUUCAUGCUGUGCCUCAGAUGAGGAAGAAGAUGAGGAGGAGGAAGAGGUGUGCUCCACAGAGCGAGCUGGAGCAGACCAGCGCUACGACGAACACAUGGACGAAGCUGCAGAGGAGGAAGGCCUGAAACGUUACCGCGAGGCUCGAUCCAAUGAGAUGUUUCCUGACGAGGUGGACACACCCCUCAACGCUGCUGCUAGAAUCAGGUUCCAGCGCUACAGGGGCCUGAAAAGUUUCCGCUCUUCGCCCUGGGAUCCCAUGGAGAACUUGCCUCUUAACUAUUCACGCAUCUUCCAGUUUCAAAGCUUUGAACGCACUCGCAACCGCGUACUGGCCGAGGCUGCAGCUGAGGAGGAGGGAGCCAUGGAUGGGUGGUAUGUUACACUGCACAUCGUUGAUGUACCUUUCUCUGUGAUGGAGAGUGUCCAGUCAGGAAAACCUCUUGUACUGGUGUCUCUCUUGCCCUAUGAACAGAAGAUGUCAGUGAUGCAUGUUUUGGUACGAAGACACCCCAGUAACAUGGAGCCAAUCAAAUCUAAAGAGGAGCUGGUGUUCCACUGUGGAUUUAGGAGAUUCAGGGCCUCUCCUAUCUUCUCUCAGCACACAUCAGCUGACAAGCACAAGAUGGAGCGCUUCCUCAGGCCAGAUGCCCCUACUGUGGUGUCGGUGUACGCUCCCAUCACCUUCCCCCCUGCAGGCAUCCUGCUCUUCAAACAAAGGAAUGAUGGCAUUCAGGACCUGGUGGCUACUGGCAGUCUGCUCAGCUGCGACCCUCAGCGCGUUGUGCUGAAGAGGAUUGUACUGAGCGGACACCCGUUUAAAAUUAACAGGCGGUCUGCGGUGGUCCGAUACAUGUUCUUUAACAGGGAUGAUAUCAUGUGGUUUAAACCAGUGGAACUGCGAACAAAAUGGGGUCGCAGAGGCCAUAUCAAGGAGGCUUUAGGAACACACGGUCACAUGAAGUGUGUGUUUGACAACCAGCUGCGCUCUCAAGACACUGUCCUGAUGAACUUGUACAAGAGGUUGUAUCCUCGCUGGACAUAUGAUCCCUACGUGCCCUUGCCUUUACCAUGGGUCAAGAGAGAGUGCAAUGUGGAAAUGGACGACUCGGAAAUGGAGUAGUGGAAGGACAACAUGCUGUAGCAAUGAAAGGUGGACACAGGACAUGUUUUACCACAAAUACUCACCAUCAGCAUGGUCACAUGACACUUUCAAAAAAUGUAGUGUGUAUUAAAUAAAACAAUUUUCGAUUCAAAGUA